Morus notabilis is the source of this 2121-nucleotide messenger RNA. RefSeq lists its product as uncharacterized. Bases 147 to 1640 code for a protein of 497 amino acids. The record is from RefSeq and is a predicted model, not a curated record. Lineage: Eukaryota; Viridiplantae; Streptophyta; Magnoliopsida; Rosales; Moraceae. The transcript has 6 exons.
UCGCGCGGAAAACUUAGCUCAGGAACAAAUUCUUGAGAAACAAACAUAUCGUUUGAACUUUGAAGCGGGAGCCGAUUCUGAUUCUUUCUCCUUGGCAUCUUUUUAGAGACUUUUGACGAACAGUUGGUAGGCGAUUGGAGAAAACGAUGAGAAUAAAGACUUGUCGAGGCAGGAGUCGGCUAUCACAGACGCCUACUCGUCGUUCUCAUAGAUCUUCCUCCGGUACUGCUCGGGCAUUGCCUGUACUCCUUAGGCAGGAUGAUGAAUUUGAAAAUCAUGAACAAUCGGAUAGGACGCGGAAAAUUGUCCCAGAAACCUUGAGUGAUAGUAAUGAUAAUGGCGAUGAUGUUGGUGCAACGGUUCAAAAAGAAGUUGAUUUGAAUGCUCAUAUUGGGAAUAAUAAUGAUCGUCAAGAUAGCAUAGAGGAAGGGAAUUGUAUAAGAUGCAAAGGGAUAGAUGAACAAGUUUUAGUUUGUAGUGGAAUAGGUUGCUUAAUUUGGGUUCAUGAGAAGUGCAUGGGCUGCAAUCCUUGGUUCGAUGAUUUGGGGAAGUUCUACUGCCCGUUUUGCAAACAAAAGCGGGUUCUUGCGCGUGUUCGGGAGAUGAGGAGGAAAGUUAAAGAUGCAAAAAAAGCCUUGUUGACUUUCCUUGAGGGUAGCAAAGUUGGUGGGAACAAAGGCAAGGAGAAACAAAGCAGGGGAGAUGAUAGGAAUGAGACAUGUAACGUGCCGAGUGUAGGGGAUGGUAUUUGCCAGGACGUUAGAGUCAAGAACCAAUUUGCGGAUGUGGAGAAGGAAGAUGAACAUAAGGGAAUGGAAAACGUAGAACCGGGAUGCGUUGAUCAAGAUACGAUUGUGCUUGAAAAUGAGGUGGUUCAGCCAAAUACUUCUGUAGUCAAUAUUGAUGAUGAUGCAAGUUUUAGAAAGGAAGUGUCGGGUGAAGUGUGUUUAUCUGAAUUGCGUGGGCAUGAAACUCCAGAAGAUGGGCAAGAGGAGGAUUUAGGACUGAUGGAUGACAGUGAGGAUGAGAGAAUUGGUAAAGAUAAAGAGGAUGAUUUGGGGGAGAGAAAUGCAGAUGGUGCUUUUAAAGUUUCAAAUAAAGGAGCCAAUGUAAGGGUAUCCAAGAAUAAUCAAGGUAUAGGAGGCGACGGAGAACAAAUGGAACCAGAAACAUUGGAAAGCCCUGCAAAUUCUAAUGCCAUACCGGAAACAGAUUCUUUUUCCAAGUGUCACGGGCGUUUCAAACGUAGAGCUGGGAGGACAACACGCGUUCAAAAUGUUAGUCCAUCUAUAAGAUCCUCCCCUCAAUUGAAGAAGGCAUUCGUGCGACAAAAAGCCUCUGCAAAGAAAAAUGUUUCAUUGUUUUAUGAGAAAGCAACUACCUCCACGAAGAUCCGAGAAUCUGCAAAGCAACACAUAACUGUGAAUAACCCCGUGGCAAGGCGGACAAGAUUACAUUGGACAGCAGACGAGGAGCACAUGUUAAGGGAAGGCAUUAAAGACUUCUGCCCAAACACAAACGUAAAGAUUCCUUGGAUGAAAAUUUUGGAGUAUGGUCGUCAUGUAUUUCAUGAGACCCGUUCUCCGAGUGAUCUCAAGAACAAAUGGAGAAACAUGGUGGACAAAGAGGGUGCGAGUUAACAGGUGAUGAACUUAAAUGCAUGGGUCUUAAGAGGAUAAAAUCAUUCAGGAUCAAGAACUACUAGCUACCCAGCUCUUGGUUUGGUUAUGCACUCGAGCAUAGAUCCAUUCUUGUACGAAUGCAGAUGUGUACUAUUAGGAGCAUUCUUCUGCAACUCUGCCUAGCUAUUAGGAGGUAAGAUCCUAGACACCGGAUAUAUCAAUCUUAGUAACGGGGUAAGUACCUGUUAAAAGAUUCACCAUUUCCCUCGGGGUUCAGGGAGAAGCAAGUAUCUGUCAUAAAGGGAAGCCUGCCAUGAUUCAUUCUAAAGGCCGAAGUUGACAUUAGCAUUUAGCACCACUGUUAGUUAUUACCCCUGAGAAUGUUUUUGAAAUUUUCACCAUUCAUUAUAAUCCAACAGAUUUUUGGCUAGUUUGGUUUGCAGGUUUGAAGAGAAAGUUUCGGAAUUUUAAGUUUUUAAGAGAAAACAUCUACCUAUAU